Tilletiaria anomala UBC 951 is the source of this 2184-nucleotide messenger RNA. RefSeq lists its product as uncharacterized. NCBI's taxonomy places the organism in Eukaryota, Fungi, Basidiomycota, Exobasidiomycetes, Georgefischeriales, Tilletiariaceae. The coding region runs from base 456 to 2123 and encodes 555 amino acids. The transcript is spliced from 2 exons. The record is from RefSeq and is a predicted model, not a curated record. Gene Ontology annotation, cellular component: mitochondrion. Gene Ontology annotation, molecular function: GTPase activity; GTP binding.
CGUUCAGCACCUGCAGGCCACUUGGGGUUGUGUAGCUACUCGCUCCAAGGCAUCCAUGCAUCAUGCCCGGAUUGCGAUGGCCCAUUCCAUGCCGGCUGUGCUGCAUGCAUUGCUGCUGCGUUGCCAAUGUUGCACCGUUGCGCGUCGCCGCCCAGGUGCGCUUGUUUCCGCCAAGCUCAGGCUGCAGGACCGGCUUCAAGGGACGUUCGAAGGCUGUCAGCACUUUCGUCGCUCCCGUUAGGGCAAGGGCAGGAGAUUCGGCAGCCCACUUCCAAUCAGCUCGUAGAUAUAGCACAGCGGCCAGCGCCGUUGAUACCACACCUGUCUUGUCUUCCCCGUUGGAAUCGUCGCUAGGUCGAGUGAAAGAGCAAGGAGGAAGGCGUUCAUCGCCACCCAUCGAGCCUCGAUCUUUAUUUUCCUUCCCAUCACAAACACCAUCCUGGUAUGCCGGACACAUGGCUCGUGCAGCACGGUCGCUGCCUGCACUCUUGCGGCAGGUACGAGCGCAGACUGGCAGCUUGCCGAUUGUGGUCGAGGUGCGAGAUGCGCGCCUGCCUCUCAGCAGCAUCAACGGCUUCUUCGAGACGCUACUGCGUGGAGCCAGCAGACAGUCCAAGCAGACGCGAAGGAAAGUGGGAAGGGAAGCAGGUCCAGGGCCGGUAGGCGCAAGACUCGUCGUCUACACCAAGGCAGACCUUGUAGACAAGCGCAUACAGCGAGCCAUAUCGAACGCAUUCGCCAAGCCCUCUAGCGCAGCUGCAGAUGCGAACGACCCGCAUAAUCCCAAAAGUUGUGACAUGCUUUUCGUCGAUACCCGAAAUGAUCGCGAUAUCAAAAAGCUGCUUGCAUUGGUACACGCAAAAGCCAGGCAUCUCGCCUCCAUCUCCGAUUCUUCCCAUUCCUCUUUCUCUUCAUCUAGUGCAAAAGGCCGAGCACGCUCGACGCUUUCUGGCGCCUUUCGGCACACGCCAACGCCCACCUCUGGCGUACGCUUGAUCAUCCUGGGCAUGCCGAACGUCGGCAAGUCGUCGUUGCUUAACGCACUGCGCCGCGUCGGCGUUGGCGGGCGCAAGGCGUUCGGGACAGCGCCAGAGCCAGGGUUCACACGCAAGCUGACAGGCAGCGUUCGCAUCACGCGCAGCCCGACGGCCACCGCUGCAGGCGCGACAGUGGGCGGCCGGGAAGGUAUCACCGCUCUCACAGCUCCGCUGUCGGCAUCAUCGUUGCGCAGUGCAUCGCAGACUCCGCCGAUAUACGUGUACGACACGCCUGGCAUCAUGCUCCCGUACCUCGGCGCAGGGCCUGAGGGCGUGGAGAAAGGAUUCAAACUGGCUUGCACGGCGGGGAUCAAAGCAAGUCUCUUUGAUCCGCUGCAGCUUGCUGACUAUAUUCUUUGGAGGCUCAAUCGGCGAUGGUACACUGCAUGGCGUGCUUGGGUUGAAGAAGGGGGAGAAAAGGGGCAAGAGCCGAAACCGGCGUAUCUGACCGGCCUUCCUUUACCCUCCGCUUCAGCUUCCAACACCUCCCCCUCGCAGCCCCAGCUGAACGGCCCGACAGACAACAUCACCGAGCUGCUCGUUGCCCUGGCACAUCGUGCUCCAGGAACGCUUCGAAAAGGCGGCGAAGCGGAUUUGGACGCCGCAGCGCAAUUCUUCCUUGAGCGCUGGAGGCACGGCAAACUGGGAUGUGGAGAGUUGGACUGCGAGGUGUGGGAUACGGUGCCGGAUUAUGCUCAACAAACUAUGCAGGACCAAGUUGAGAGGCAGAAGCAGUUGCAGGCGAUUGUGAAUGAUAAGAUUGGGUCACAGUGUCGCGCAGAUGCGCGACUGCCAUGCGUCACGCCAGCCGCCGACCUCGCUGAAGAAAGCAUAGACGACGGCGUUCCAAUAGCAGUGCACAAACCAGAGUCUACGGAAGGCCCGACAUAUACUGCCUCCGCAUCUGCCAUUCGUGCUGCGCAAAGGUCACGAUACACCGAUCAGCGGCUUCAACUACCGCAAGAAUCCCGCAACCAGCAGAAAAAGCGCGUGCGGAAAGAGGCGCUUGCAAAGCGGCGUCGCAAGCUGUUGGCGGCCGGUAUCGACGUGCCGAAGGACAUGUUGAGAAAGAGUGGCAUCAUCUAACUGGCUCAGACUCAGUGUAGAAGUCGGGCGGCAUUUGAGAAUAAUGGUAUCUCUCUCUGCG